GGCGCCCUCGUUGCUCCGCCGGGAUAGUGUAGCGCCUUGGAUCGCUAGUGUCUCUGCGGUUGCAUUUUUAAGACUUUGAUCUUAUAUCUGGAAUUGUAGGCUGAAAGACUUGGAGAGGGCUGAAGAUGGUCUCAGUGAAAGGGAGUGUGUUCAAGAGAAGUUGAAUCUGAUGCAUAGCUUCUUGCAAGUAGCGGUUCAGAACCAGCUGAGAGAUCUGGAGGCGAAGCUUCACCAAGAGGAGCUUUCAGAGGAGCGGUAUUUGGCCAAAGUCAAAGCCCUGCUCCAUGAAGAAUUCUCGCUGGAAAAUGGAGGUGGCUUGGAACUCCACCAGAAGCCCAAUGGCUACACAGAGAACGGCACCUGCGUCAGUGAUGAAGAGCCUGAGAGAACAGGCCCCAGGGGAGGAGAGGAUUCCAGCAUGGAGACCGACGAGGCAGCUGCAUCUUCCUCCUCAGUGACGUUGGGCUCGCCAAGUGCAUCAAAAGUCCGUCGGGGUAGGAAGAGCAAGUCCAACAGCGAGAACAGAAAAUCCCCCAGCAGUUCACGGAUCACCCGCAGUUCUGGCAAGCAGCCCACCAUUGUGGCUAUGUUUUCCAAAAGUUCCUCUAAGCGAAAAUCAGAGGAGGUGAAUGGAGAAGUGAAACAUGAAGUGAACAUAGAGACAGAGGAAGAGGAGGAUGACCCUGGAGAGAAGGAGCAAGACGAGAAAAGAAUCAAAAUGGAAAACAAAGAAGGGUCUGAAGUAAAAGAAGAAGCUAGUCAAGUUAAAAUUAUACCACCUGUUAAAACCACGCCUCCCAAAUGCGUCGAUUGCAGACAGUACCUGGACGACCCCGACCUCAAGUUCUUCCAGGGAGAUCCUGAUGAUGCACUGGAUGAACCGGAGAUGCUGACAGAUGAGCGCUUGUCCAUCUUUGAUGCCAAUGAAGAUGGAUUUGAAAGUUAUGAUGACCUCCCCCAGCACAAAGUGACGUCCUUCAGCGUUUAUGAUCGCAAAGGUCACCUGUGUCCAUUUGAUACCGGCCUUAUAGAACGGAAUAUUGAACUCUACUUCAGUGGCACUGUGAAGCCUAUAUAUGAUGAUAACCCCUGCCUGGAUGGUGGUGUCCGGGCCAAGAAGAUGGGUCCCAUUAACGCAUGGUGGAUUACUGGCUUUGAUGGAGGAGAGAAGGCUUUGAUUGGCUUCACCACAGCUUUUGCGGAUUACAUCCUGAUGGAGUCGAGUGAGGAAUAUGCUCCCAUCUUUGCACUGAUGCAGGAGAAAAUCUACAUGAGCAAAAUCGUGGUGGAAUUUCUGCAAAACAAUCCUGACGUCAGUUACGAGGAUCUGCUGAACAAGAUCGAGACAACCGUCCCUCCUGCUGGCCUGAACUUCAACCGCUUCACGGAAGACUCCCUCCUUCGGCACGCUCAGUUUGUGGUGGAGCAAGUGGAAAGCUACGACGAAGCAGGGGACAGCGACGAGCCCCCAGUUCUCAUCACGCCCUGCAUGAGAGACCUAAUCAAGCUGGCCGGAGUCACUUUGGGGAAAAGGCGAGCUGCAAGAAGACAGGCCAUCAGGCACCCCACCAAGAUUGACAAGGAUAAGGGCCCCACUAAGGCCACCACCACCAAACUUGUGUAUUUGAUCUUUGACACCUUCUUCUCUGAGCAGAUAGAGAAGAACGAAAGGGAGGAGGACAAGGAGAACCACACAAAGCGCAGGCGCUGCGGGGUCUGCGAGGUUUGCCAGCAGCCUGAGUGUGGCAAAUGCAAAGCAUGCCAGGACAUGAUUAAAUUUGGUGGCAGUGGAAAGUCGAAGCAAGCCUGCCUACAGAGGAGAUGUCCCAACUUGGCAGUGAAAGAAGCUGAUGAAGAUGAGGAGGUGGAUGAUAACAUCCCCGAAAUGCCCUCGCCGAAGAAGAUGCUGCAAGGAAGGAAGAAGAAACAAAAUAAGAGCCGGAUCUCCUGGGUGGGAGAUCCCGUCAAGAGUGACGGUAAGAAGGACUAUUACCAGAAGGUGUGCAUUGAUUCAGAGACGCUGCAAGUGGGUGACUGUGUCUCUGUCAGCCCCGACGACCCCACGAAACCACUUUACCUGGCAAGAAUUACUGCCAUGUGGGAGGAUGCCAACAACGAGCCCAUGUUCCACGUCCACUGGUUCUGCCGUGGUACCGAUACUGUCCUGGGGGCAACAUCCGACCCCCUGGAGCUCUUCUUGGUGGAUGAGUGCGAAGACAUGCAACUCUCUUACAUCCACGGCAAAGUCAACGUCCUCUAUAAAGCUCCUUCGGAGAACUGGGCUCUAGAGGGAGGGCUCGACAUGGAGAUCAAAAUGGUGGAAGAUGACGGCAGAACUUACUUCUAUCAGAUGUGGUAUGAUCAAGAGUACGCCAGGUUUGAGACUCCCCCAAAGACUCAGCCCUGCGAGGACCACAAAUACAAGUUCUGCAUGAGUUGCACUCGCUUGGAUGAGGUGAGGCAGAAGGAAAUCCCCAAAGUUUUGGAGCCACAGGAGGAGUCAGAGGGAAAGAUGUACUAUGGCGUGGCAACAAAAAACGGAGUGCAGUACCGUGUUGGGGAUGGAGUCUUUCUUCUGCCGGAUUCCUUCUCCUUCAGCCUGAGGCUGGCUAGCCCUGUCAAGCGCCAGAAGAAGGAAGCAGUGGACGAAGAGCUGCAUCCCGAGCAUUACCGCAAAUACUCAGAGUACAUCAAAGGCAGCAACCAAGAUGCCCCUGAGCCGUACCGCAUCGGCCGCAUUAAAGCCAUCUUCUGCAACGUGCGCAGCAAUGGCCGCCCCAACGAGGCAGAAAUCAAGCUACGUGUCUACAAGCUUUACAGGCCGGAGAACACCCACAAGUCUGUGAAAGCCAGCUACCACGCAGAUAUCAACCUGCUCUACUGGAGUGAUGAAGAGGCCACCGUGGAGCUCAGAGAUGUCCAGGGCCGCUGCACCGUGGUGUACGGGGAAGACUUGACAGAGCGCAUCCAAGACUACUCUGCCAGCGGCUCCGAUCGCUUCUACUUCCUAGAGGCAUACAAUGCAAAAACCAAAAGCUUUGAAGACCCCCCAUAUCAUGCCCGUAGCUCUGGGAACAAAGGGAAGGGGAAAGGGAAAGGAAAAGGCAAAAGCAAGGUGAAAUCUGCAGGAAUGUCUGAGCCCAGCGAACUGGAGGCUCCUGAGAUGAAGCCCCCAAAGCUGCGCACUCUGGAUGUUUUCUCUGGCUGUGGAGGCUUGUCGGAAGGGUUUCACCAAGCAGAAGUCUCUGAGACAUUGUGGGCCAUUGAGAUGUGGGAACCGGCUGCACAGGCCUUCCGCCUGAACAACCCCGGCACGACAGUGUUCACGGAGGACUGCAAUGUCCUGCUGAAGCUGGUUAUGUCGGGAGAGAAGACCAACUCCCUGGGCCAGAAGCUGCCGCAGAAGGGGGAUGUGGAGAUGCUCUGCGGUGGGCCGCCUUGCCAGGGCUUUAGUGGCAUGAACCGCUUCAAUUCCCGGACCUACUCAAAAUUCAAGAACUCCCUGGUGGUCUCCUUCCUCAGCUACUGUGACUACUACCGGCCCAGGUUCUUCCUGCUUGAGAACGUGAGGAACUUCGUUUCCUUCCGGCGCUCCAUGGUGCUGAAGCUGACCCUGAGGUGUCUUGUCCGGAUGGGAUACCAGUGCACUUUUGGGGUGCUGCAGGCUGGUCAGUAUGGUGUGGCCCAGACGCGCCGUAGAGCCAUUGUCUUGGCAGCAGCUCCUGGAGAGAAACUUCCCAUGUUCCCGGAGCCCUUGCAUGUCUUUGCUCCCCGGGCCUGCCAGCUCAGCGUGGUGGUGGACGACAAGAAAUUUGUUAGCAAUAUCACCAGGACCUAUUCGGGCCCAUUCCGGACCAUCACAGUCCGGGACACCAUGUCUGACCUUCCCGAGAUCAGGAACGGGGCCUCAGCACUUGAGAUCUCCUACAAUGGGGAGCCGCAGUCCUGGUUCCAAAGGCAAAUCCGAGGAUCCCAGUAUCAGCCCAUCCUCAGGGAUCAUAUCUGUAAGGAUAUGAGUGCAUUGGUAGCUGCCAGGAUGAGACACAUCCCGCUGGCUCCAGGCUCAGAUUGGCGCGACUUGCCCAACAUCGAGGUGCGCCUUUCAGAUGGCACGACCACCCGCAAGCUGCGCUACACGCAUCAUGAAAAGAAAAACGGGCGGAGCAGUAUGGGAGCCCUGCGAGGAGUCUGCUCCUGUGCAGAAGGCAAGCCUUGUGACCCAGCAGACCGGCAAUUCAACACCCUGAUCCCUUGGUGCCUGCCUCACACCGGGAACCGGCACAACCACUGGGCUGGCUUGUAUGGCCGGCUGGAGUGGGACGGCUUCUUCAGCACGACAGUCACCAACCCUGAGCCGAUGGGCAAGCAAGGCCGUGUGCUUCAUCCUGAGCAACACCGAGUGGUGAGCGUGCGGGAAUGUGCCCGGUCCCAGGGAUUCCCGGAUACUUACAGGCUGUUUGGAAACGUACUUGACAAGCACAGACAGGUGGGUAACGCAGUGCCUCCGCCUCUGGCAAAAGCCAUCGGACUAGAGAUCAAAGCAUGCGUGUCGGCGAAAAUGAAAGAAGAUGCCACAGAUACCAUCAAGCAGGAAAAGAUGGACCUUUCAGAUUAAAUGCCGCCUCCGACUCCUCCGCUCCAGCGCCUGAACACCCAAACAUGCACUGAUCGUUUUCAUUCUCGGCCAUCAUUUCUGGGUUUAUUUUUCUUCCUUCUGAACUCGUUAAAAGUUGUUGGGGGAGGGGGGGGGCUUUUUUCUGUUUGUCUCUGUUCAGCCUGUACCUGUGAGCAGUGUUUGUCUAUUUUGAAGCUGUUUCGAUGUUCCAAAUGAUCGACACACGACCAUUCUCGAGUGAUCCGCUGUACAAUGCCCUGCCACUUCAUGCGUGUGAGUGUGUGUGUGUGCGUGUGCGCGCGUGUGUCUUUGGGGAGGAAAAGUUUAAGGAUGUUUUAUUAUGCAUUGUAUUGAAAAUUAAUCAACCACUUUAUACAAGUGGAAAUUAAUACUUUAUGUAGUUUUUAUAUGUUGUAAUAUUUCUUCAAAUAAAUCUCUCCUAUAAAUUAU
Molecule: messenger RNA, 5065 nt
Organism: Eublepharis macularius
Lineage: Eukaryota; Metazoa; Chordata; Lepidosauria; Squamata; Eublepharidae
Gene: DNMT1
Product: DNA methyltransferase 1
Exons: 34
Coding region: 170-4615 (1481 amino acids)
Cellular component (GO): nucleus
Molecular function (GO): chromatin binding; zinc ion binding; DNA (cytosine-5-)-methyltransferase activity
Source: RefSeq, a predicted model, not a curated record